GGGAGGCUCUCACGAGCGGCGUCUCUAAUCCCGCCCCGCGCCUGACGCCGAGGAGCUGAGCGCCAGCGCUAGAGGCUCCGCGAAAGAAGGGCGCCGGUUGGGCCUCCGCGCUUGCCGUAAGGACUGGCCGCUGAGCGCCGCGAUACGAGGGGUCAUUAACAUGGCGGCUAAGAUGGCAAAACUAACAGCUAUCCCAGCUGGUCUGGCAUUUGUAUCUAUUAAUGUAUAUGCUGCAACAGAAGAAGAAUCAAAAGCCCAUUUGGUGAAGCCAAAUCAGCUCCCCAUUUAUUGUGUGCCGCCUCUGAAAUCUAGAUACAUUGAAGAAGAGCCUGGUCAUUUGCAGGUGGGGUUUUCUACAUUGAGAAACAAAACUAGUCGUUACGUUGAGCGAUGCAAGGAUGCCUAUGUCCUUAUUAAAAAUGGGAUAAUGGAUUCAAUACAGUUUGGAAAAGCUACAUAUGUUUAUCUGAAGAAUCCACCUACCGAAUUUCUUCCAAAAGUUGCUGUAAUUACAAUUUCAGGCCUUACUGGCUUAGUUCUGGCAAGAAGAGGUUCUAGAUUUAAGAAAAUUGCUUAUCCACUUGGGCUUGCCACUUUAGCAGUAUCCGUUUGUUACCCAGCUCAGUCAGUAGUAAUUACGAAGGUAUCAGGGAAAAAAGUAUAUGCUGCAAGCCAUCGAACAUAUGAAGCAAUAGCAUCACUGUGGACAAAAAACUCUUCUAUGAAAGAAGUGCUAUUCACACAGAAAGAAGCUUUAAAGCCUGAUUCACACCUGCAACAAGUUCUGGAACCAGCUGUAAGAGAUCAAAAAAGUGCAGAGAUUCAUAAAAGAACUCCUGAAUCUGAGGUUAAGUCAAAACCACUUACUAUAACAGAUUCUCCUAUAAUGAAGACUGAGAGUUCAAAGAAUCCUGUGCCUUUGCCAGCAGAAUUAAAAGUGCCAAAUGUCAUCUCAGAUGUAGUGAAGACAACAAAAUUUAAGUUUGAUCCCAAACUUAUGGACCAUGGCCAAUCGAACCCAGCAGAUGUGGAUAUGUACAGUACCAGAAGCUAAAGCACCAAUUUACAAAUAUUGGGAAGUACUAACAAUAGCAAAGAAAAACUGAAGGAUUAUGCAAUGUAUGAUUAUACCAACUGUGGUAUAAUUUAAUCAGGUAUUUUCUUAAAUCCUAAUAUGUACACUCAAUCUACUUUAUCCUUGUUUAUUACCUACAUAUAAACAAUUAAAUAUUUUAUUUUCCUUCAACAGUAAUUAACUGUUUGACCAGGAACAUUAUAUUUCUCUCUGUGUGCUGCAAUGAGGUAUAUCAUGAUUGUCACUGUCAAAUUAUUAAUAAACAUAUAUCACCUAUAUGAGAGACUGUUUGAAAGCGUAAAUGUAUUUCUGUCCUUCAGCCCUUUAGUUUUCAAAGACAGUAAAAUAAAAAUCUGGUCGUCUUUUGGUGAUGGUGGUUCCCUUUCUCACUCACUUUCAUUUCUGAAAUAUUAUGGGCAAAGGAAAGCAUUUUUCGUGUAUACUGGCUUAAAUAUCUUAUUACUCUGAGCACUCAUAAAAUAAAAGAAACCAACUGUGAUUUUA
Molecule: messenger RNA, 1579 nt
Organism: Pelodiscus sinensis (Chinese soft-shelled turtle)
Lineage: Eukaryota; Metazoa; Chordata; Testudines; Trionychidae
Gene: APOOL
Product: apolipoprotein O like
Biological process (GO): cristae formation
Cellular component (GO): MICOS complex
Source: RefSeq, a predicted model, not a curated record